This is a messenger RNA of Caenorhabditis sp. 36 PRJEB53466, 1710 nucleotides long. The record is from the annotation of a GenBank genome assembly. NCBI's taxonomy places the organism in Eukaryota, Metazoa, Nematoda, Chromadorea, Rhabditida, Rhabditidae.
AUGAUGCCGUCGUGCACUACUCCAACAUUCGGGGCAACGUCGCAGUUGGAUAUGCCGAGCUCGGAUUCUCCGUCUCGUGCAUCCAUUUUGACACCGACUUCCCUUGACGGAGAAAGUCCGCGGAAGAAGUUUCCGAUUGUGGAGGCCGGUGAUCGUUGGCCGGGAGGGCGGCGCGAUGGCGGAUGGGUACGUUUGGGAGCGGUGUCUUUCGUAUGACCGUUGAUUUCAGAGCUCUCUGCGGGCACCACCACCUGCUCGACUCUCGCUUUCGACCAAGAACAUUCUCUCGCCCAUAUCGAGUGCAUACAGCCAGACGCCAAACUCUAUCCUGUCGCCGGCUGCCAUGUUCAGUCAUAAGAACAGAAGCAUCUUCUCGCCCACACUCCCAUCGACACCAAUGAGUUACGGCAAAGUUUCUUUAGACAGCAAGAGUAGGGGUUGAUGCUUUUGAUUGAUCAGUAUAUUUGGGAAACUACAGGCUUGUUCUCUCCCACCACAACCGAGCCGAUCGAAGUGGAGGCCACCGUUGAGUAUUUGGCUGAUCUUGUCAAGGAAAAGAAACAUUUGACUAUGUUCCCGCACAUGUUCAACAACGUCGAACGACUACUCGAUGACGGUGGGUCUGGGAAAAUGUACUGUUGCAGGUUUAGAUUUCAGAAAUCGGUCGGGUUCGUGUCGCUCUGUUCCAAACCGAGUUCCCUCGUGUGGAGCUUCCAGAGCCAGCUGGUGACAUGAUUUCGAUAACUGAGAAGAUUUACGUCCCUAAGAACGAGUACCCGGACGUAAGUAUGAGAAAACCGACGCUUCUUUAUCCGCAUUUUCAGUACAACUUCGUGGGAAGAAUUCUGGGACCGCGAGGAAUGACUGCCAAGCAACUCGAACAGGACACCGGUUGCAAGAUAAUGGUGCGCGGAAAGGGCUCAAUGCGUGACAAAUCCAAGGUUCUAAACAAUCUAAAUCCAUUCCAAAAUCAUGUGCAGUCGUUGAAGGAAAGCGCUCAUCGCGGAAAAGCCAAUUGGGAACAUCUUGAAGAUGACUUGCAUGUCCUGGUGCAAUGCGAAGACACGGAGAAUCGCGUUCAUAUUAAGCUGCAAGCUGCUCUGGAGCAGGUCAGAAAGUUGCUCGUUCCGGCUGUUAGUUUGUAAAUCCAUUCAUAGACAAUAAUUAAUUUUUAAGCCGGAAGGAACCGAUGAACUCAAGAGGAAGCAACUCAUGGAGCUUGCCAUAAUCAAUGGAACGUACCGCCCGAUGAAAUCUCCGAACCCGGCUAGAGUCAUGACGGCCGUUCCUCUGUUGUCUCCAACACCGCUUCGCAGCCCUGGCGUCAUCAUGUCUUCGAGCCACGGAAAUCCAGGAGUUCCUGCGACCACUUUGGGAGGAUCCAUUUUGGUAUGUGCUUACCACACUGCUUUUAUUGUAAGGGACCGGUUUCAGAGCCCGACUCUUGCCCCAUCAAACCCAUUGCUCGGAUCGAAUGUGUUCGACUAUUCGCUUCUCAGUUCUGGAAUGUUUGAUACCUUUAACUCGCUGCAACUGGCCAACGACUUCGCGUUCCCGAAGUAUCCUACGACCACUUCGUACGUCAACUCGUUCCCAUCGCUCUUCACAUCCGCGUCUUCGUCCUCUUCAUCGGCCGCUUCUCAAUCCACCAUCGUCCCCCCGUCCAGCGGAGACAGUCCGACCCCCUCGAACAACAACACCUCAUUCUAA